UCUGCCUCAGCUUUUGUCUCGAGCUGCAGUAACACACGCAAUGGUCAGCAUGACAAGCUCACACACCAUGCAGUACAUCGGACUUUUAUUGCUGGCUGCAAUUCUCCUCCAGACAAUAGCCGUGGCUGUAACUUUCAUAUACUUUAGCAACGUUUUAACGACGAUGAAAGAAACCUUCUCCAAGAGCAGUGUUUCGUGCUUGAUGCGCGCCAACCUCAGGACGAUAAAGGGUCUGGAGUUAAACGCGGUGGAGGGAAAAGACGACCCCUGCUGGCAGGUCACGCAACAGCUCCACUUUCUGAUUGAAAAGUCAAUGUCCAGUCAUUAUCAGAAAGAAAUAUCAUCAGCUGUCAAAGAUGAAGUCUCCCGUGUACUUCCUUCAUUGGUGAUUCAAGACCAAGACGAUUCCCCUCGGCCUAAGAUCGCAGCACAUGUGACAGGCAGCUAUAUUCCCGAGACUGAAAAAGAUGGAGGGGGUCUACCGAACAGGAAGGUCUACGGCCAGAAGAUCCAAUCGUGGGAAUCUGAAAAGGGUCUGGCUUUCCUCCAGAAUGUUGAGUUAAGUGACGGAGAAUUGGUGGUGCCACAGGCUGGCCUCUACUACAUAUACUCCCAAACUUACUUCAGACACACACUAAUCGAGGAGGAUAAAAGUGAUAAGGAGGAAGAAGAGGGCAUGUCUGGCGAGUCUGUUCGGGGCAAACCAAUGUUACAGUACGUUUACAAAAAAGUGAGCUCGUACCCAGUGCCUAUUCUGCUAAUGAAGAACGCUAGGACGACGUGCUGGUCCCGAGACUCUGAAUACGGACUUUAUUCCAUCUAUCAAGCGGGGCUUUUUCAGUUAGGAGGUGGGGACAGGGUGUUUGUAACGGUCAGCAAUGUGAGCACUGUCGACAUGGACGAGAAGUCGAGUUUCUUCGGUGCAUUCUUGGUAAGCUAAGCACAAAAGUGAUGCACAUUGGAAAAACGCUCAUCGCGGUUUGUUUGAGUGCCACUCUGCAAGAUGAGCGACAAGACUCAGCUUGCUCGGUAUUUUACCACUGCUAUCUUUGAAAGGCAGCCAAAUGCCUUAAAACAUUUGGAUGUGAUCGCUGAGAUGUACUGUCUUUUGCCAAAACAUUUAACCUUGAUUGAUGAGACGUUUGAAAGAUGCAAAUAUUUGGCACUUUUUUUCAAACUCAUCCAGCAAUAUAUCAGUUUCUAGGGGAAAUGUCGUUGGAAUGGAAUGCCCUGUGAAAGUAGAGGCAAGAACUCAUCACAUCUGCCUGCAGGGGCAAAGAAAAGCGAUGGGCUUGUCAGGUUAUUUGGAUGCAAGUUGUUUGGACGUGGUGGAUCACUUUGUGUGUCUGUUUGGGCAGGAAAGGUGUGACUAUUACUACAAGCUUUAAGCUUUUUCUGCUUGCUUCCAUCUUCCUCCUCCUGUGACUUCAUGUAGCAAUUUAAUUUUCUUCAUAUGUGUAAAAAGCAGAACCAAACUGCAUAUUGGGAUGUUGAAAUACAGGAAAAGAGAUUUUUUCAUUGUUUCAGCUUUAAAGGUUAUGUGUGUAAUUUGUAGCGUCACCAAACAGAAUUGCACAAUUAAUUACUUGUUCUGCUGAACACUCCACCCAUCUUCCAUUUGUUGGACAAACAGAUAGUCCCACCACAAACUCACACAAUUGGUUGCUGCGUCGUGCUGGUCGGGACGCUCAAACAUACAGAACGAUGUUUUGAAAGAACCAAAGAGCCACAGUGUUCUACUUUUUGGCAAAAUCAACCUACAAAUUCAGCCAUUCUUAUGCUUCUUACGACUACUUUUAUACUGUAGAAUAUUGAAUCUACUUAUUAAGCUGGGAUAGGAGAAAGUAUUUUAACACUUCACCUUUAAGAAUGGCCCAAACUUACACAGUUUUGUGAUUUAAUGACUGUAUUUUAUAAAUCAUUUCUUGAUUGUAUACUUGUGGUAUUGUGAUUGUCAGUAUCGGCACUAUUACUUUGUGUCUGGAUGUGUGAGUACAGUAUGUGUGUUAUUUUUACUACAUAAUUCAUUGCGAAUGUUCACCAGCACUCCUGUCAUUUUGGUCAGCAUGAAUCUUUUACUGAAGAUAACCUAAAUGUGAAAAUCACUGUGACGUUAGCUUUAAAAUGGUAAAUCGUCUUGUACAUAAUUGUUUUUGUAUAUACAUUUACCAAUGCCAAACACAUACUGACGAAUGUACAGACAUACAAAUGCUACACCUGAGACCACACUAAAUAAAGUCUUUA
Xyrauchen texanus (razorback sucker) is the source of this 2244-nucleotide messenger RNA. RefSeq names its product tumor necrosis factor ligand superfamily member 10-like. Gene Ontology annotation, molecular function: tumor necrosis factor receptor binding. The transcript has 5 exons. Gene Ontology annotation, biological process: immune response. The record is from RefSeq and is a predicted model, not a curated record. NCBI's taxonomy places the organism in Eukaryota, Metazoa, Chordata, Actinopteri, Cypriniformes, Catostomidae. Gene Ontology annotation, cellular component: membrane. Bases 41 to 940 code for a protein of 299 amino acids.